UUCCUAGUUUAAAGGUCGAAGACGUUUAACGCAUGCUUCCUGGAACGGGAACAACAACAAACUGCUGAAUUAGCCAAACGUUAACAUUGCGUUUACAUUUCUUAUUUUUUUGAAUUGGUACCGUUGCUCCAUAUUGACAGAAAUGUCCGGAAAGGCCAAGGAUAUCCUACAGAUGGACCUGUAUGGUUUACUUGGUAUUGAAAGCACUGCUACAGCAAAAGAGAUCAAGAAAGCUUAUCGACAGAAAGCCUUGACAUGCCAUCCAGACAAGAACCCAGACAACCCAAAAGCAGUGGAGCUCUUCCACCAGUUGUCCCAGGCUCUCGAGGUGCUAACGGAUGCUGCUGCCAAGGCUGCCUAUGACAAGAUUUGCACUGCCAAGAAACAGGCAGAAGAAAGAACCCGGAAGCUAGAUGACAAGAGAAAAAAAAUUAAGCUUGACUUGGAGGCCAGAGAGCAACUAGCAGAAGCUCAGAGUCAGGAAGAGGUGCAAAACACUAGAACCCUUGAAGAAGAGAUAGCCCGUUUGAGAGAAGAGGGAUCCAGGCAGCUUGAGGAGCAACAGAGGCUCAUCAGAGAGCAGAUCCAGAGAGAAAGAGAAGAGCAGCAGCCGCAAACAGGAGUCUACAACUCAGGAGUGGAGAGAUGUUCCAAGAGCAAUGUGACCCCCAAAUUGAAGUUAAAGUGGAAGUGUAAAAAAGACGACGAGACAAAUGGAGGCUACUCUCAAGACAUUCUUUUCAGACUUCUACAAAAGUAUGGAGAUGUUUCAAAUGUGAUUGUAUCGAGAAAGAAGAGAGGAAGCGCUGUGGUUGAAUUUGCAACAGUGAGAGCAGCUGAGCUGGCAACUAAGAACGAAAGUGGCCUGAGUGAAAAUCCUUUGAAGAUUUCAUGGCUAGAAGGACAGCCCGAGGUUAUUGCUCCAGCAUCUCAACCUGGCCACUUCAUGUCUUUACAGGUAUGGUCUGCUGCUUAUCCUCUAAAGGAAGUCAGCCAACUUAAGACUUCCAGUAUAAAAAGAAACUGUCCUGUAAUUGUCCUGUAUGUAAGUGAAUCAUACCUCUUCAUAUUUUGUUUUGGGGGAACAUGAUGUUUUACCGUAACGUCUGUCAGAAAUCAUGACACUUCACUUUGGAACA
Molecule: messenger RNA, 1139 nt
Organism: Etheostoma cragini (Arkansas darter)
Lineage: Eukaryota; Metazoa; Chordata; Actinopteri; Perciformes; Percidae
Gene: dnajc17
Product: DnaJ (Hsp40) homolog, subfamily C, member 17
Exons: 11
Coding region: 143-1090 (315 amino acids)
Biological process (GO): spliceosomal complex disassembly
Cellular component (GO): spliceosomal complex
Molecular function (GO): RNA binding
Source: RefSeq, a predicted model, not a curated record